AUGCCCCGAGCAGACGAAUGGGAUUAUAGCGAGGAUGAGUGGUAUGCUGCCGACAGAGUCACCACGGGUGCUCGCCAUGUCCGACCACCAAUGCCCGCUGCACCAGUUCGCAGAGUCCACCUUGACGACAUUCGCCCUGGUAAUGGACGCCGCACAAGCGAAUUCCUGACCCCAGAGGUUCACUAUACGUCCGGUCUCCAUCGUACCCGCUCUCAAGGUCAUGGGCCAAUCCCCAAUGUGACCAUCUACAACACCACGCGCAUGGACAACGAGAGUAGUCCGAAUGUGCGUACCGAACAGAAGAGCCGGGACAGUAGUCCUCGUGGUCGUGGAGGAGUAGGAGCUGGAACUCGGAGGAUUCCUGGUGAAUGGGCACUUGAAGACGAGCUAGCUGAGCUGAGGCUGGAGGUCAGACGGGACCGUCACUCUCGUUCUCGCUCUAGGCAUGACUACGAUGACGAUCGUCGUCAGCGUCAUUCUCCAGAUCGCAACUUUGAGGAUAAAAUCCAGUUGACGCUUGCUCAACAACGCCUAAAGGAUGCUGAAGAACAACUUCGUAGGGAGCGACAGCCUGAACGUAACUACGAAGAUAAAAUUCAAUUGACGCUUGCUCAACAACGGCUCAAGGAUGCUGAGGAGGCGCUUCAAAGGGAGCGACAUUCAGAUCAUCAUUACGAAGACAAGAUCGAAUUGACGCUUGCCCAGCAACGACUCAAGGAAGCCGAGGCCAAGCUGGAACGGGAACGACUGCAAGAGGAGAUGGAACGACGUGAGGAACUAGUGAAGCGUAAGAUGGAGCUCAAGUUCAUCAAGGACAGGAAAGAACGUGAAGCUGAAGGGGAGCGCAUCAAGUACCAGGAAGAGCGCUUUAGGCACGAGUGGGAGCUUAAGCACGCUCGUGAGGACCAAGAGCGUGAGCGCGCCGCGCGAGAUGAAGAGAAGAAGCGCGCGGAGAUCAUCGCGGAGAACCGAGCCAAUAUGACCAGAGAGCAGCGUGAGGCAGAAGAUCAACGUGAGCGAAUCCUAAUGAAGCUGGAAAAGGAGAGGCGAGAGCAAGAAGAGGAACGCCGGGCGAUUCUGGCAGAGAACCGAGCCCAAAUGUCGAGGGAGCAGCGCGAAGCGGAAGAGCAGCGCGACAGGAUUCUCGCCAAAUUGGAGAGAGAAAGGCGUGAGCAGGAAGAUGAGCGCAAAGCAAUCAUCGCCGAGAACAAAUUGAAAAUGUCGCGAGAGCAACGCGAAGCUGAGGAACAACGCGAAAAGAUACUUGCUCAGGUUGAGAAAGAGAAGAAGGAGCAGGAAGAGGCACGCAGAGCCAUCAUCGCGGAGAACACUGCCAAGAUGGAGAGAGAGGCACGAGAACGUGCGGAUAAAGAAAGGGCCAUGGAAGAAGAGCGUAAGCGCAUCAUCAUCGAAAAUGAGGCGAAGGUCGCAAAGGCAGCAAAGGAGGCCAAAGAGGCCAAACAACGCGCUGUCGACGAAUAUAACAAGCAAAAGGCCAAGGAAGAAGCCGAAGCUAAAGAGGAACGUGAGCGCAUCAUCUACGAGUAUGAACGCAAAAAGUCGCAAGAUGCUGAAAAGGAGAAGCGUGCGCGUGAAGAACUGAUCAUGCAGCUACGUCUCGAGGAGGAGCGCAAGAAGCAAAGGGACAAGGAAGAGUAUGAAGCCUUUUUGCGCAAGCAAGCCGAAAAGGAAGAGGAAGAAAAGAAGAAGAAGGAGGCACAAGAGAAGGAGCUUGAAGAGACGAUGCGCAAACGUCUCGCACAAUUCGGCUUCCAGGACAAUCAGAUCCAGGCACUUGUGAACCCAGAGAAGCAGAAGGAGUUGCAGCAGGGUCUUAUGCCGCAGAAUCCGUUACGUCUUGCACCCCAGCCAACGUAUGCGAAGGUACACAAGGCCCAUCUUGAUGUCGAAACGUUGCAUUACUACAACAUUCCUUAUGAGUAUGAUUCGAACCCAGACUAUAUCAUCAUCCUCCGCGAAAUGGACCAGCGCGAGACAGACCUUCUUUUCGAGCAUACGCGUCGCCUGCGCAUGGGGCACAGUGGCGGGGAUCGCCUCUUCAUCGAAGCAGAAGGGCGGGACAGGAGGGGCAAGCCUGAGUAUGCGUUUGUGAGGAGGAAGUCCCGAUCGAGAUCAAGGAGCGAUACACUCUUCUCAUAUCUGUAUUUGAUGAUGAGGUGCAGUCCCAUCUCAUAG
Plenodomus lingam JN3 is the source of this 2196-nucleotide messenger RNA. NCBI's taxonomy places the organism in Eukaryota, Fungi, Ascomycota, Dothideomycetes, Pleosporales, Leptosphaeriaceae. The record is from RefSeq and is a predicted model, not a curated record.